AUGAGCUAUCCGUUUUCAGCACAACUCGGGUACUACAUCUCAUUGAUAGUUGCUACGAUAACAAGAUUUUACCAUAUAGAUAAACCAAAUCAAGUAAUUUUCGAUGAAACUCAUUUUGGUAAAUUCGCAUCAUAUUACUUAGAAAGGACGUAUUUCUUUGACUUACACCCACCGUUUGCCAAAUUAAUCAUCGCAUUGACUGGAUAUCUUUUCAAUUACGAUGGAAGUUUCAAAUUUGAUAGUAUUGGCGAUUCUUAUGACAUACCAGAUCAUGCGCCGCCUUUCGUUGCAUAUCGCUCUUUGAAUGCCACUUGUGGUGUAAUUACUGUCGGUGUGGUCUACAAAAUCAUGCAGCGUUUAGGGUUCAAGCCAUUGACUUGUAGUACUAGUGCUUUGUUGGUCGCCCUUGAUAAUGGGCAUAUUAUCCAAUCAAGAAUCAUCACUUUGGAUUCUAUCUUGGUUAUGUGUAUAAGUUUGACCUUUUACUCUUACAUCAGAUUCCACAAGUGUCAAUCCAGGGCAGCGUUUACCCGUGAAUGGUAUACCUGGCUUUAUCUUACUGGUGUAUCACUUUCCCUGGUUAUAUCAACGAAGUAUGUCGGUCUCAUGACAUACAUGGCAAUCGGAACCUCUGUUUUGAGAAACUUAUGGCGUAUCUCAGAUAUUGAGAGGAAACUGAGCAAAAGAGUUGUAACAAGACAUUUUUUUAAGAGAUUGAACGGAUUAAUAUUUGGACCUCUCAUUAUAUAUCUAUUUUGGUUUUGGGUGCAUUUCACAAUUCUAACCAAAUCUGGCCCCGACGAUGAAUUCAUGUCAGUAAGAUUUCAAGAAACAUUGCUCAAUUCAGCGGUAGGUCACCCACAACUAAACUAUCACGAUAUAGUUGUCAUAAAUCAUAAACAAACGAAUACAUUUCUCCACUCUUGUGAUGUUCAGUACCCUUUAGUUUAUGAAGAUGGUAGGGUAUCAACAGAGGGUCAACAAGUUACUUGUCACGCAUUCAAUGACACGAAUAAUGAAUGGGAAGUCAUACCCACUAAAGUUUUUUCACCGGUUGAUAAGAUUCAGCCUGUUCUUUUGAACGAUACAGUUCAAUUGAGGCACGUAAAGACAAAUACGCUAUUACUGACACAUGAUGUUGCUUCACCCUUAGACGCUACGACUGAAGAGGUUACUACAGUUUCCUUUGAUGCAGGUAUGAACGACUUUUAUCAGGAGACAUUAUUUCAAUUGAAGCCUAUUUUAUCUAAUGAUGUGGGACUUAAAAUUAGAGAGAAACGUACACCUUUUCGACUUUUCCAUAUUGACACCGAAGUAGUGCUUUGGACACAUAACGAUACUUUGUUACCGGAGUGGGGGUUUGAACAGCAAGAAGUUUGUGGUGUGAGGAAAGCCAGGUCAUUCGAAGACAAUUGGAUUAUUGAUCAAAUCUUAACGGAACAUGAACAGGAAGAUCACGAUAAUGGUGACGAUAAAUUAUUGAAGGAGGUACCGUUUUUUGACAAAUGGUCAGAAUUACAAAAAUCUAUGCUGAUACAUAACAAUCUGAUCCCUAAAUACCAUCCAUAUGCAUCCGAACCAUAUACCUGGCCUGCGAGUAUAUCAGGAAUAUCGUUCUGGUCAGAUGCUUCGACAAGGAGGCAGAUAUAUUAUAUCGGAAACAUAAUAGGGUAUUGGUUUCAAAUUAUCUCGAUAAUGCUGUACUGUGGUAUCAUCGUUAUGGACCAAUUAACUAGAAAACGUGGAGUUUUCAUCUUGAAAAGAAAGAUCAGGGAUAAGCUGUAUGGUCCUUUACUAUUUUUGUUCAUUUCGUGGUCAUGGCAUUAUUUUCCAUUUUAUUUGAUGUCACGGCAAAAGUUCUUGUACCAUUACUUGCCAGCCCAUUUGAUUUUGAGUUUAUUUGCACCUGGGUUAUGGGAAAUACUAUUAAGUGAUUUCAAGAAUGUAGACAAGUCAAGAGAGGAGGAACGUGACGUUCAAUCGGAGGACGGUCCAAAAGUGAAUGAUACAAAAUUAUGUUGCAUAUUUGGCAUUUUAAUAGCCAUGCUAUUUGGAUUUUUCUUUUUUUUUGCACCGUUGAUAUAUGGUAAUCGUGGACUGUCACCCAUGCAGAUACAGAAUAGAGAAUGGCUUGACAUAAAACUGGACUUCGAGGAAUAA
Messenger RNA from Saccharomyces eubayanus, 2160 nucleotides. RefSeq names its product PMT4-like protein. Gene Ontology annotation, molecular function: dolichyl-phosphate-mannose-protein mannosyltransferase activity. Gene Ontology annotation, biological process: protein O-linked glycosylation via mannose. Gene Ontology annotation, cellular component: membrane; endoplasmic reticulum. The record is from RefSeq and is a predicted model, not a curated record. The coding region runs from base 1 to 2160 and encodes 719 amino acids. The transcript has a single exon. Lineage: Eukaryota; Fungi; Ascomycota; Saccharomycetes; Saccharomycetales; Saccharomycetaceae.